Molecule: messenger RNA, 1979 nt
Organism: Fragaria vesca subsp. vesca
Lineage: Eukaryota; Viridiplantae; Streptophyta; Magnoliopsida; Rosales; Rosaceae
Product: aspartic proteinase-like protein 2-like
Exons: 12
Coding region: 1-1416 (471 amino acids)
Biological process (GO): proteolysis
Molecular function (GO): aspartic-type endopeptidase activity
Source: RefSeq, a predicted model, not a curated record
AUGGAAAAUGCAGCCCUCCCGCCGACCCACCACCGAGUCCAACUCGACCGCCUCCGCGCGCGUGACCGGGCCCGCCACGGCCGCCUCCUCCAAAACGUCGUCGGCGGCGUCGUCGACUUCUCCGUCGCCGGCUCCUCCGAUCCCUACCUCGUCGGCUUGAAGCUUUUAAUGCUGUAUUUUACGAAAGUAAAGUUGGGCUCUCCACCAAAAGAGUACAAUGUGCAGAUCGAUACCGGAAGCGACAUAUUGUGGAUCACCUGCAGUGCUUGCAGUGAUUGCCCCCAGACUAGUGGACUUGGGAUUCAGCUCAAUUUGUAUGAUUCUGGGAGCUCUGCAACUGCAGGGUUGAUCUCCUGUUCGGACCCAAUCUGCAGUUCUGCAGUUCAAACUUCAGUAACAGAGUGCUCUGAGAGUAACCAGUGCGGUUAUACUUUCCAAUACGGCGAUGGAAGCGGGACUUCUGGUUACUAUGUAUCAGAUGCACUAUAUUUCGACAUGAUUAUGGGGCAGUCUUUUAUGGCCAACUCUUCGGCUGCCAUCGUUUUCGGGUGUAGUACGUAUCAGUCUGGGGAUUUGACCAAGACAGAUAAAGCGGUGGAUGGGAUAUUUGGGUUCGGCCAAGGCGCAUUGUCUGUUAUAUCCCAGUUGUCAUAUCGAGGGAUAACUCCCAAAGUAUUUUCUCAUUGUUUGAAGGGAGACGGAAAUGGUGGGGGUAUACUUGUUCUUGGUGAGAUUUUGGAGCCGAGUAUUGUUUAUAGUCCCCUUGUUCCGUCACAGCCUCAUUAUAAUUUAUAUCUUCAGAGCAUUGCUGUCAAUGGGCAACUCUUACCAAUUGAUCCAAUAGCCUUCACAACAUCAAACAGCCGGGGAACUAUUGUUGACUCAGGCACGACUCUGACAUACCUUGUGGAGGAAGCGUAUGAUCCUUUUGUCAGUACUAUAACAUCGGUUGUUUCCCAAUCUGUGACACCCCUCAUUUCAAAAGGAAAUCAGUGUUAUCUAGUCUCCAACAGUUUGGCUGAGGUGUUUCCUCCCGUUAGUCUGAACUUUGCAGCUGGUGCAUCGAUGGUGUUGAGACCAGAAGAGUACCUUUUACAUAAUGGUUUUGUUGAUGGGGCUGCUAUGUGGUGCAUUGGAUUUCAGAAGGUUCAGGGAGGGGUGACAAUCUUAGGAGAUCUUGUUCUAAAAGAUAAGAUAGUUGUGUAUGAUUUAGCUCGCCAACGGCUUGGAUGGGCCAACUACGAUUGCUCAUUAUCCGUGAAUGUUUCAGUCACUAGUAGCAAAGACGAAUUUAUCAAUGCCGGACAGCUGAGUGAGAGCAAUUCAUCAGGAGACAUGCUUUUCAAACUGCUAACAACAGGGGUUGUGGUUCUCUUACUGCACAUAUUGGUGUUGGUGGACAUCCAUCUACUGUAGUUUUAAGCCUGAGAUUCUAAAUUGGAUUCUCUUUACACUGCGCUUCAGCUUGGCUGAUCUUUAUUUAUAGUGGUCAGCGCCAGGGUCAAGGUACGGUGUAUAUCAUUCUGAUGUUCUUCUGAUUAGUGCGAAGGGGUGGGCAUCAUCUUUUCUUUGACUUAUAGUUUUGCUCUGUUGCCGUAUAUGGUUCUCCGACUCCAUCAAAUUGUGGCUAGUAGAAGCAGAGCCAAGCCAAUUGUAGCUAUUGCAGGAUUUAGGUAGGGAUAUAGAAAUUGUGUUAGGGAUGUCAGUUUAUGGAGUCGAUAUCAGUUUUGUCUUACUAGUUUCCUUUGACGAUUCCAGAAUUAAAUUGGUAAGGAAUGUCAGAAUGUAUAGGGCUGAAAUGAACAGAUUGUUUGUAAUCAUAGAAAUUAGGCUUGCUCUCUGUGUUCAAGUACGGCAGAGAAAUCAAAACAUGUGUGUAUUGGCCGCGUCUGUAUGAAUCCUCAGACCGUAGAUUGUAUUGGUAAUUGCUUGAAUCCAUAUACCAAUGAAAUGAUCAGCAUUUUGUGCAUUGAGACAAC